Messenger RNA from Miscanthus lutarioriparius, 2889 nucleotides. NCBI's taxonomy places the organism in Eukaryota, Viridiplantae, Streptophyta, Magnoliopsida, Poales, Poaceae. The record is from the annotation of a GenBank genome assembly.
AUGGAGUGCAGCAGAGAAGAGGCCUUGAAGGCCAUGGAAAUUGCUGCUAAGAAGUUGGAAAACAGAGACUUUGCUGGUGCUAAAAGGAUUGCCCUUAAAGCACAGAGGGUUUUUCCAGAGGUCGAGAACAUACCCCAGCUGUUAACUGUCUGUGAAGUACACUGUGCAGCAGAAGCAAAGGUAAAUGGGAUAUUGGACUUUUAUGGAAUUCUCCAAGUAGAAGGAACAGCGGAUGAGAUGACCAUAAGGAAGCAGUUUUGUAAGCUUGUUCUCUUACUUGACCCUGAUAAAAACAGUUAUGCUGGUGCAGAUUCUGCUUUGAAGUUUGUUGCAGAAGCAUACUCAACAUUGGCUGAUCAAACAAAACGACAUGUAUAUGAUGUCAAAUGGAGGGUUGCUUUCAAAAUUGCACCAAAGCAGGCUACACAACCGACACAGGCUGCAGAACCAACUCGGGUUACACAACCAAAUCAGGCUACACAACCGAAACAGGCUGCAAAACCAAAGCAGGCUACACAACCUAAUCUGGCUGAGGAAUCAGAACGGCCUGCACAGCCAAAGCAGGCUACACAACCAAUGAAGACUACAGAGCCGAUUAACAGAACCGAUGCAAAUAGAAGUAACACAGCAAGAUACGGACUAUCAGAUUCAUCACCAACUGAUGGGUGUGCAUUUUGGACCAUAUGCAUCCACUGUAAAAGAAAAUAUAAGUACCAUGGCAACAUACUUAAUCUUCAGAUCCGUUGUCGGAACUGCAGGCAAAAAUUCUUUGCAUACCAGAUAAGUACAGAGGAUGUGACUUCUGUAUUCUCAUCAAAAACAGCAAAUAGUGAUGGGCGACAGGGCUGUCUUCCUACUCAACAAGGCUGUUCUACAAAUCUCUCUUCUAGAGAGAACAAAGAGACAAGUCCUGUGAUGAAUGCAGCACAAUGUGAUGAACAAAUGAAGAGGAGUUCAAAACCAGGUGGUGAAGGUAUGGUUGAUCAUACAGAGACAAGUCGGAAAGGAGUUGAAUUUUCUGCAACAAAUCCUUCUAAAGCAUCUGCACCAAAUGGAAAUGAUAGGGCAGAUGGAAGGAUGCAAACUGACACCACUGUACCAUAUUUUGGUGAUGGGAAAAACCUAAGUAGUGGGGUGGAUACAUCAGCAGUGCCAGGUGCUGCAGGAAUCCCUACUCCGCAGAGAUGUUUUAGGAGAAAGGCAUAUGUUGAUGCCGACAACACUCUUAACUCUCCAAAGAAAAAGAGUCGGACGCUGAAAGAUUGGUCCUCAAAUGCUGCCUGCGGUUCUAAUGAAGUGUUUGCUGAUAAUGUUGCCCAUGCUGAUGGACAAAUUAGUGAAUGUCAUGUCUACAACAAAACAGAUAAUCAAGAUAAAAGUUGUACUGUCAAUGAAGGCAAUAAAAGAAACAAUAAAAGAACUUGUGAUACACCUGCUGGGAAGCCUUGCAAUGCUGGGAGCUUCACAUACCCUGACUCGGAAUUUUUUGACUUCGGAAAGUGUAGGGAUGUCAAACUGUUUGCAGUUAAUCAGAUAUGGGCACUUUAUGAUGACUUUGAUGCCAUGCCAAGAUAUUAUGCUAGAAUUAGACAUCUUGAUACUACCAACUUCAGAGUUCGGUUCACUUGGCUGGAACACUAUGCAGUGAAUGAUGAUGAGGACAAUUGGACUUAUAAUGAACUUCCUGUGGCUUGUGGGAACUUUAAGUUAGGAGGAAACACACAAGAGUCACAACAUCCCCUCAUGUUUUCUCACAUUGUUUCAUGGGCUAAAGGCAGAACAAGGGGUUCUUAUGUAAUACAUCCAAGUAAGGGUGAGGUAUGGGCUCUUUAUAAGGGCUGGAGUAUGCAGUGGAUCUCAGAUGCAGACAAUCAUAGAUCCUAUGAGUAUGAAGUGGUGGAGGUCCUUUCAAACUUUACAAUGGAAGCUGGUGUCACUGUUAUCCCCUUGGUCAGGGUUGAAAGUUUUGUGAGUCUGUUUGCACAAGCAAAGGAUAAAUCAUCAUUUGUUAUACCAUCGAGUGAUCUACUUCGGUUUUCCCACAGUAUCCCAUUUUUCAGAACAGGAAAUGAGAAGGUUGGCGUCCCUAGUGGGUUUCUUAAACUAGAUACCGUAUCGCUUCCUAGUAACUUGGACGUAGCAUUUCCAACAGUUACUCUUGAUUCUUGUGUGCCUGAUUCUUCUGCUCUGCAAGGCUGCUGCUCCCCCAUUAUUUUGAUGUAUCCAAAAACAGUAUUCUACAACUUUGAAGAAGGCCGGUUGAAUACUAAGUUUGCACGAGGCCAGAUAUGGGCUCUUUACAGUGAUUUUGAUAAACUUCCAAAAUACUAUGGCUGGGUUUCACAAGUUGAUCUACAUCCGUUUGGAGUGCAUCUGACUUGGCUGGAAGCAUGCCCUCGAUCAGAACAGGAAAAUAUGUGGUUAGAGCAUGACGUACCUGUGAGCUGUGGGACAUUUAAAAUCCGUUACUGGAGUAUCAAGUAUGACACAAAUGGUGCAUUCUCUCAUGUAGUAGAAACACGUUCAACGCGGCACUUUGAAAUUCACCCACAAGUAGGGGAGAUUUGGGCGAUCUACUGCAAUUGGUCACCUGGCUGGGUUCCUUCCAGUAAGGAUGCCUGUGAAUAUGCCAUUGGCGCGAUAACUGCGCGCACUGAAGCUAGCAAGAAAGUCUUGUUUCUGACUCAGGUUGAUGGCUACAGAACUGUAUUCAGGCCAGACAAUGAGAGGUGUAUCCUGGAGGUGCCAACAAAAGAUGACUUGCGGUUUUCUCACCGGAUACCCUCUUUCCAACUGACAAAAGAAAAGGGUGGCACGCUCUGUGGCUUCUAUGAGUUGGAUCCUGCUGCUAUUCCUGAUCCAUUCCUCGCUGGGGGUAGGACCCACUGA